AUGCUGCUGUGUCGACACAAGAAGGAGACCGCGGAAAGCGUUGUCAGUCCUACCGUCGAGAAGGCUCCGGAACCUGAACCCUGUGGUGAACUUGACGGGAGUAAAUAUCGGGCAGAGAUGUUUACGCCUUUGGAGGGCUCUACCUUCGCCGGAAGUCCAAGAAAAUAUGCCGAUUCACCUUCCAUCGGCUCUGCGACGACCAUCAGCCCAAGCACUCAGAGCAUCGUCUGGUCGAAUGAAAAGAUAGUCAUGCAGAGCGCCGUCCCAGCUCCAUCGCGAGGCCUUGGCUCUUAUUCCGCCGUAAAUCCAGGGGGCUCUAUAACUACCAUUUCAGAGCUCCCGACCAGUGCCAAUUCACCACGGGUACCAGAUCCAAAAAGGCUAGACGACUCUCCCAGCGCCACAUCCUCCCCUCAUCCAUCUUCACUUUCACCGCCGUCACAGCGUGUUUCUCAGGGGGUCCAAUUGACAGUAACAACGCCCGAGGGUGUCAUACUGCGGCCAAACUUGCAUGAUUCUCCUGCCCAGCAACACCAGCAAUGCCACGAACUGGAAACACCGCAACAUGUGAUGAGCUUCAUGGAUUAUCCGGACAAAAGCCACAAGAAAGAUGGGCCUUCUUCAUGA
Messenger RNA from Nannizzia gypsea CBS 118893, 627 nucleotides. RefSeq lists its product as hypothetical. Bases 1 to 627 code for a protein of 208 amino acids. The transcript is spliced from 2 exons. The record is from RefSeq and is a predicted model, not a curated record. Lineage: Eukaryota; Fungi; Ascomycota; Eurotiomycetes; Onygenales; Arthrodermataceae.